CGCACCGCUGCAUCGCCUCGGCGCUUGUCAUUCUCCACCGCGCCGAGGCGAGUGCCGACUGCGGUGCCUGCCCGCCAGCUCGUUCGCUCGCUCGCUCGCCGGCGCGCGGGCUGUGUGACGGAUCGCUGGGGAACGGGCUGGCAGCUCUACCCCCUGCAACAGCUCUUCGGUUUUUUCCUUGACCGCCUUCCUUGUUGAGUCGCGAUUCCCUGGGAGCAGGAGACACGCACCAGGGGCUCGGAGCGCCGCACUCCGGGGCUGGGGCAGCUGCAGCGCUCGGGACUGCGCGGCCGGGUGCAGCCUCUGUCGCUGUCGCCGCCGCCGCCGGGCGGUGCGCCUUGGCGAGUGUUGGGCUCCGGGCAUCUCGGAGCCCAGGCAGCUGGUGCAGAGCGCCAGCGCCUCUCCCCGCACCGGCUGCCGCCGGGGCAGUGCGGAGCCAGCCAGGCUGUGCACAGCCGGAGCGCGGGUCCCCCCGGAAGAAGGCUCCCUAUCGCCUGCGUCCCAUUUUUGCAACGGCUGUUGGAUGUGAGAAGCAGUCUCUGUGUACAUGUAUCUGCGUGUAUAUAUGAAAUAGAAAACACGAAGUCAUUCUCUUAUUUCAACAGCUGAGUGCAACUUUGGAACAGGGAGAGAGUGAUUGCCAGAUUCCAGUGCAUCCUGCAAGAUCCACCUCAAUUUCCAUCUUCUCUGAGAAGCCCUCCUUGAUUCCCCCAUGUCUACUGGGCUCAACAGUUCUUCAGCGGUAUCUCUGAUGAUGAUAUUUAAUUAUCCACUUAUAUGUCCAACCCUCCUAGAGACACUAAGCUUGAGGGCCAAGAAGAAAGAGAGAACAUUCAUCAAACAUUUCAAAGGGAACACAUCGCCAGCAUUUUGACUAUUUAUUUGGACAAACAUUUCUCCAAGGAGGACACAGCCCUCUGCCCCCAUGUCACCACCUUGCAGCGACUGACGGACUCCAUCAGCCUGUAUCACUUCUGCCGCCAUCAUGGGACCCGAGGGCAGCUUGCUGAGCGGGGGACAAAUGCAGAUCGUCCUGUGGGAAAGCCUGGCGGCCGUGGCCACCUUCUUCCUCAUCACCUUCCUCAUCUUUCUGUGUUCCAGUUGUGACAGAGAAAAGAAGCCAAGACAGCACAGCGGGGACCACGAGAAUCUGAUGAAUGUGCCUUCUGACAAGGAGAUGUUCAGCCGUUCAGUCACCAGCCUGGCCACAGACGCGCCUGCCAGCAGCGAGCAGAAUGGGGCCCUCACCAACGGUGACAUUCUUUCAGAAGACAGCACGAUGACCUGCAUGCAACAUUACGAGGAAGUCCAGACCUCGGCUUCUGAUCUGCUGGACUCCCAAGACAGCACAGGGAAGCCCAAGUGUCAUCAGAGCCGGGAGCUUCCCAGAAUCCCUCCCGAGAGCGCGGUGGACACGAUGCUCAACGGGAGAAGUGCCGACGGGGAUCAAGGUCCAGGGAUGGAAGGGCCGUACGAAGUGCUCAAGGAUAGUUCCUCCCAAGAAAAUAUGGUAGAGGACUGCUUGUAUGAAACCGUGAAGGAAAUUAAGGAGGUGGCGGCAGCCGCUCCCCCGGGUCGAGGCCACAGCAGCAGGUCAAAGUCGGCUUCCGCUUUGAAAGAGCUUCCGGGGCCUCAGGGCGACAGCAAAACAGACUUUGCCGAAUAUGCCUCCGUGGACAGAAACAAAAAGUGUCGACAGAGUGCUAAUGCAGAGACCAUUCUUGGAAACUCGUGUGAUCCAGAAGAGGAAGCCCCACCGCCUGUCCCCGUGAAACUUCUGGAUGAAAAUGAAAACCCGCAGGAGAAGGCGGAGGGUGAGGCCAGCAAAGAAAGCGCCGCGGAGGGAACCGGUGAAACCAACAAGAGAUUUAGUUCGUUGUCAUACAAAUCCCGGGAAGAAGACCCAACUCUCACAGAAGAAGAGAUCUCAGCCAUGUACUCAUCAGUAAAUAAACAAGGACAGUCAGGGAACAAAUCGGGACAGUUACUUAAAGCACUGGAAUCCACCUACACCUCCAUCCAAGUGGCUGCUCAGAGGUCGCCCUCCUCCUGUAACGACCUCUAUGCUACAGUUAAAGACUUUGAGAAAACCCCGAACAGCGUCAGCACACUCCCAGCAGCAGGGAGGCCCAGCGAGGAGCCGGAGCCGGAUUAUGAAGCAAUACAGACUCUUAACAGAGAGGAAGAAAAGGCCGCCCCGGAGACCAGCAGUCACCGCAGCCUUUGCCCAAAGGAGAAUGACUACGAGAGCAUCGGGGACUUGCAGCAAAGCCGGGACAUCACCAGGCUCUAGCAGCCAGACUGGAGGAUGGCCCAGCCAGCAUAGGACCAGCUGUCGGGGACAGUGCCGCUGCAGAAAAGAAGCGACGUCAGCCACUCCUUAUAUGCUGCUUUAGGAAACGGAAACGAUUGGAGACUCCAGAGCUGCUUGUCAGUUUGGGGAACAGUGAGGUACAUACCCUGCUGCCAGGCCCUGGCACACCCCAGCACACUGCCCUUCCCGCCCCCCCGCUCCUUCUGGAAGGAUCUCAGCUGUCAGCAGCCUCGCCCUGUUCAUGAAGGAAGCUUUGCAGUGUGGAAGAAGGGCUCUCUUCACAAACCACAGCUCACCUCCCUGAAACACUGCCAUUCUCCGGAGCUGGGGUUCCCUUUUGGCUCUCUGCUCCUAAUGGUAAAAUGAAUGGCUUUUUUCCCUCCUGGAAAUCUGAUUUAUAAUGGUUCUCUCCAAGGAUGUUCUCCCCCAAGGCUGGGCCUUGGCCUUCAGCACAGGUGUUUGACAGUGGUGAGAAACUGCGGUUGUGGUUUGUCAGCUCCCCGCCCCCCUCAAAGGGCUGCAGCUGGGAAUCAGAGCCUAGCGGCUGGGGGCUGCGAUGGGGGGGACACCGCUUGAGUUCCUUCGCGCUUCAUUCCUUCUGAUUUUGGCACUCCACGUGUGCAGCCUCUCCCAGAGUACUUGAAGUCAUUUUUAGAUGCUUUAUUUUAUUUUUAUAGUCAAAAUGUUUUGGUUCCCCUGUAUUUGAAAGCCUUCAGAGCCUUUUCAGUAUUUUCAGUGAAUACUAUGGUACUUAUGUACUUGUUUUAGCCCAGAGCUCACUGCUCCAAAACAGAGAGCCUUAAUCUCUAUCUUGGGACACAGACCACACAUUUGGCUGGCAGCCACUGCAUCCAUCUCCCCAGGGCUUUGGACUUGAAUGUGUACUUCUGAUGAUCUCUGCUGCCACACCAAAACGGAGUGGAAUUUCCUAAAGGAACUGCUACCCUAAGGUAAAUCCCAUAAGUGAACCUGACAGGAUGAUCAUGGCCCAUCCAGUAAGCUUGUUUUUUUCACAUCUUUCUUUGCUUUUUAGGGCCCCACCUGUGGCAUGGAGAAGAGUUCCCAGGCUAGGGAUCAAAUAGGAGCUACAACUGCCUGCCUGCCUGCCACAGCUGCAACUACAGCAAC
Messenger RNA from Phacochoerus africanus (Common warthog), 3442 nucleotides. It is a transcript of the gene PAG1, whose product is annotated as phosphoprotein membrane anchor with glycosphingolipid microdomains 1. Gene Ontology annotation, cellular component: membrane raft; plasma membrane. Gene Ontology annotation, biological process: intracellular signal transduction; negative regulation of T cell activation. Lineage: Eukaryota; Metazoa; Chordata; Mammalia; Artiodactyla; Suidae. Bases 986 to 2293 code for a protein of 435 amino acids. The transcript has 12 exons. The record is from RefSeq and is a predicted model, not a curated record.